Coregonus sp. 'balchen' is the source of this 22512-nucleotide messenger RNA. Lineage: Eukaryota; Metazoa; Chordata; Actinopteri; Salmoniformes; Salmonidae. The record is from the annotation of a GenBank genome assembly.
UACGUCUCACCUCAGUGUGGAUCAAGUCAGUCACCUUGGUUUCAUGUACCUCAGCCUCCACUGGCCCCCCUGGACCUCUGUGCCCUGCUCACACCCCCACGCCCAGAGAGACCUCAUCAACACACUGGCCAGAGUUGGAGGAGAGGAAGGUGGUUCUGGGAACAUCAGCCUCUCUGUUCUUGGCUCUGCGUGUUCCGUUGUUCUUGGCUGGAGGUUUAAGCCCCUCUCUUUUGCAGCAGGAAACUGGUGUAGGUCUGAGUAGAGUGACGGCACAGGGAGUGGGAGAGAGGGGGAGCAGGGAUCAGGCUAGAGGGGUGUUGUUCUGGUUGUACUUUCCCAAGGAAGAACUUUCGGUGAGAUUCUGUGAAGCUGUUGAUCUGGGCUUUACUGUAUUCACAUCAAACAUUUUCAAAUCCACUUCUGGAAUUACAUUUGAAGUUUGUCUUUUACUUAGCAGAGCCGUCUGAGGUUGAAACCACACUUCAAACACAGCUGCAGGGCCCAGGUGGGAACACUGAGAAGUUAGAGCUUCGACUUCACAACAACAGUAAGAUCAGUACCCAGCUUGUUGGGUACUAGUCAUGGCCUGCAUGAAAUGAGUCAUUAAGUUCAAUGAAGGUCAAAUAGGUUGUCCCAGUUUUACUGCCUUGGUAUCAACAGAAAAACAACAUGUAUUUUCUUGUGGCUCUGAUUCUCAUCAUGUGUCACGAGAAUUUUACUAUCUCAAUUGUUGAACUCAACUAUCACUCAAGCUUUGAACAAUUCCCAGAGGCUGUAAGGCUCUGGUUAAUUUAAUGAAUUAAACAAAGUCCCAUUUCUGCAAUGAAUCAGUAGUUUAUUCAUGAGAGCUCUGGCCUCUCAAGAUCAGAGCCCAUCCUUUAUACACAUACGUCAGACGAAAAUCCCACCCGCUUUAGGCGGGCUGUAUUUUUCCAAUGUACACAUAUUUGUUAUUCAAUUCUGCAACAUGUUUCAUAAUCUUCUCCAAGCCUAACAGUUUCUCCCCUCCCUGAGUUGGAAGGCCUAUUUCCUAUUGGUUUCACAGUUGUCACAAGUUGUCUGUCAACAGGUCUCCUUGUCCUUUGUUGUCUGACCUAACUCCUACUCAUAUUUCUAAAUAGUAACACAAUGUCAUAAUCUUAAUUUGUCCUACGCACACACAUUACUAGAUUAUAGUCUUAUUAUUCUAAUACAUUUCACACCGUUAUAUAGUUCCAGGGUGGAAUAUUUUAGUCAUUACAAAUUCUUCUAUCAAUCCACCCUUUGACUAAAUAUUACACACACACUUAAAAUACAUUGUUAUAAAAUGAAACACACAACAAAGCAUACAACUUGUUUUGCAUAUAAAAUGAAUCACUCGUAUGAAUCACACAAUAAAAAUACAAUUUGUCUUGCAGGGGGAUACAGAUAUUGCAAGUUAACACAAGACUCAUUCACCACAUUCCCAAGUGGCUUGAACAGUUUAACCAUGCAGGAAUAACCUGACGGAGAGUUAAAGCCCGUCAAGGGGAACGGAGUAGUGGUUAACCUAGGUUUAGCUGUUCCACAGGCGUAACAGUCCUCCUUGGACAUACAGUGGGGAAAAAAAGUAUUUAGUCAGCCACCAAUUGUGCAAGUUCUCCCACUUAAAAAGAUGAGAGAGGCCUGUAAUUUUCAUCAUAGGUACACGUCAAUUAUGACAGACAAAAUGAGAAAAAUAAAUCCAGAAAAUCACAUUGUAGGAUUUUUAAUGAAUUUAUUUGCAAAUUAUGGUGGAAAAUAAGUAUUUGGUCAAUAACAAAAGUUUCUCAAUACUUUGUUAUAUACCCUUUGUUGGCAAUGACACAGGUCAAACUUUUUCUGUAAGUCUUCACAAGGUUUUCACACACUGUUGCUGGUAUUUUGGCCCAUUCCUCCAUGCAGAUCUCCUCUAGAGCAGUGAUGUUUUGGGGCUGUCGCUGGGCAACACGGACUUUCAACUCCCUCCAAAGAUUUUCUAUGGGGUUGAGAUCUGGAGACUGGCUAGGCCACUCCAGGACCUUGAAAUGCUUCUUACGAAGCCACUCCUUCGUUGCCCGGGCGGUGUGUUUGGGAUCAUUGUCAUGCUGAAAGACCCAGCCACGUUUCAUCUUCAAUGCCCUUGCUGAUGGAAGGAGGUUUUCACUCAAAAUCUCACGAUACAUUGCGCCAUUCAUUCUUUCCUUUACACGGAUCAGUCGUCCUGGUCCCUUUGCAGAAAAACAGCCCCAAAGCAUGAUGUUUCCACCCCCAUGCUUCACAGUAGGUAUGGUGUUCUUUGGAUGCAACUCAGCAUUCUUUGUCCUCCAAACACGACGAGUUGAGUUUUUACCAAAAUGUUCUAUUUUGGUUUCAUCUGACCAUAUGACAUUCUCCCAAUCCUCUUCUGGAUCAUCCAAAUGCACUCUAGCAAACUUCAGACGGGCCUGGACAUGUACUGGCUUAAGCAGGGGGACACGUCUCGCACUGCAGGAUUUGUUUCCCUGGCGGCGUAGUGUGUUACUGAUGGUAGGCUUUGUUACUUUGGUCCCAGCUCUCUGCAGGUCAUUCACUUGGUCCCCCCGUGUGGUUCUGGGAUUUUUGCUCACCGUUCUUGUGAUCAUUUUGAGAUCUUGCGUGGAGCCCCAGAUCGAGGGAGAUUAUCAGUGGUCUUGUAUGUCUUCCAUUUCCUAAUAAUUGCUCCCACAGUUGAUUUCUUCAAACCAAGCUGCUGGUCUGUGAGAGCCAGAAAUCUUGCUUGUUUUUAGGUGACCAAAUACUUAUUUUCCACCAUAAUUUGCAAAUAAAUUCAUUAAAAAUCCUACAAUGUGAUUUUCUGGAUUUUUUUUCCUCAAUUUGUCUGUCAUAGUUGACGUGUACCUAUGAUGAAAAUUACAGGCCUCUCUCAUCUUUUUAAGUGGGAGAACUUGCACAAUUGGUGGCUGACUAAAUACUUUUUUUCACCACUGUAGUUCUUGCCGUAUACUGUAUCCAUUCCAACCAUAGGUUCGGAUCCCGGAACCCAGUCUCCACUUCCACUACUUCUUUUAGGUCCUUGGUAUCCGCUACCUGUAUCAUUCCCAUUGAAUUGAAUGGUUCAGUUUCCUGACCUUUAGAGGAAUUCACUAUUGUAUUAUCAGUGGUGAGGUUGUAUUGUGAUUUGACCUGCUGCUUUUUUACCCAUAGGGGCACUACGGUAUCCACUCCAUUUUGGUCAAACCCUACAUACCAUAGAGCGAAAUCCAUCGGCUGUACCUUUUUUAUGUUUAUUCGUACUUUUAAACAAUAUUUCUGUUGUCUGGGGUUACACUCUUUUCCCCUGAUGUAUUUUCCUGCCUUCACAACCGUCCAUCUGGACCCGUAACGGGUGUUCAAAUUUACAUAUCCUGCAGGCUCUGUAUGAGCCACAACAUGAUUCCAGGAGUUACAUGGUGACAUACAGACAUAUCGUCCCCAGGUUGCGAGACUCUUAGCCUGCCAAUUGGCCAGAUUCACCACUUGGUCUAUAAAGAACUUGAAUGAGAUGUCCUUUCCUACAGUCACUAGUACCUCCCCUUUCCCUACGUCAAGCUGUCUUUUCUGCCUGCUUUUGCUUUCCCCGGGCAUUACCUUCCUAAAUUGAGUUAGGUUAACUACUACUUCUGGCGGGUCAGGAGGGUUUGGGUGUGCCAGGAAUAUGGCUCCCACAAGCAGACAGCCACCUACCAUCAGGAGACAUGUAAAUCCCACCCUCGUCCUGCAAACAUGUCAGACGCCAGAGGCCAACCCAUUGCUUUAACUUCUAUCGAACUCACACAGGGAUGAUCAGACAGGGUAAGGGAAUCUUUGUUAAGGAGCCAACCCCCGAGCCAUAGUGAUGAUCGGUUCUCUCUCCUAACUCUGUGUUUGUUCGUCAGGUGUGGCUGGGUUUACCUUUUUGCAGUGUGUGACAUGCACCCAGGUGGAUCUUUCCGCAAUUCUUACAGCAAAGGCCGUCACCAACAGGACCUGAUAUGGACAUUCCCAACGGGGCUGCUUCCAGUCUUUCUUCUUUAAGGAUUAGAUCCACACCCAGUCACCUGGUUGGAUAGAGUUGGUUGGAUAGAGUGGGUUACCUUCUCCUUUAGUUUUCCUGUUGGGCACAAAACCUUAACACAAGACCACGGGUGUGGUUAAUAAACAACCUUCUCAUGUGUCCGGCUAGGGUGAUCUCAGUUUCUAUCUCUGCCUGCUAUGGUCCUCCUAACUCGGGCAUUCUGUAUGGUCUUCCAAAUACUUUCUCGAAUGGGGACAGUCCAUUUUUAUCUGGGGUUAUCCUUAUAGUCAUUAAUACUAUUGGUAAGCAUUGUACCCUAUUUCUACCAGUGCUCAUGUGUGUUUUCCUUAACCCCUCUCUAAUCGUACCGUUCAUAUUAGUAUUUUAUUUCUAGACUGUACCUAAAUAAAAGAAAAUACAAUUUAUUUAAGUAUUUAGUCCUCUCCUCCAUCUAGUUAUCUUUAAUCCUACCGUCUACUAUCAUCCCCCCUGUUGAUACGUGGCGUUACCCAUGUGUCAAUAUUGACCCACUUAAUCGAACCAGGACUCCACGUUUCAUUAAAUUCACUAAACCUAUAAAAUAACAAACCCAUAACCACUUUCCGGUAAUCUACUGAUUUAAACCUGUUGCAUUAAUUUAUUAAAAUAUAAACCUAUUGUUUAAUAAAUCCAUAACCUACGAAAAAUGUUUACUACGCCAUCAGCCUAAUAGUAAAAACGAUCUCCCAUUGUUCAACGUGAACUGUCUGCAUAACUCACUGUUGUAUAAACAAACUAUUCAGACAUCCGCUUCACAUUACCCUCUGCUUCAUUUACUAAAUCCUGGCAUUAGUAAAUUCUAUUAGUAAAUUCUAUCCACACACCACCAAAAACGAAUAACAUAUUUGCAUACACAUAACUAGAAAGCAUGAAUUUAAUACCAUUCUUGCUUAAACAAUGCAAAUCAACAUUUCUCAUCACCCAAUUUCUAUUACCUUUUUUUUUACACUGGAAACCCUCUACAAUCUCUAUCCUCUACCGCUGUCUUUCCAUCUAUCAUUACUUUAACAGAUAACCAAUUAUUUUGAAGUUAUAGUAAAAACAAACAAAACCUAUAUUCCCAGAGAUGCAACGUAAACUACUGUGUUAUACUAUCCUCCAUGUGUUGCUAGGACAAUCUCUUUCGUAUAAACUUAUCAAUUAGACCAGUCAGUCAAUGUUAUCUUACAUACUCUGCUUCCUUCCAACACUGCUUCAUUAUUCUUAGUGUUUGUUUAAUAAUCCUAUUAUUCUCUGAGUUCCCUUACUUCACUUCCCAUGAAUAUAAGACAUUCGCUUCUCUAGGCGUCGUAAACUACAUCCUAUUACCUCUGUUAUCAACUAAAAUUAUAGCCACCUCUUAUUAAACCCCCAAUCCGUCAUUAUUUAGAAUACAGCAGAUCUAGGCAACUGUCCUUUCUAAGUAGGCUACAAGUAACACCGAACACAUGCCUUAGUUGACCAGCAUAUAUUGAAUUUAUACCAUAGUAUUAAUAUCCAAUGUAGUGAUUGACAUUAAGCCACCAUUCUCAAUCGUUUAUAUAGCAAACCAUUAGGCAAUGAAAGUGGCAAAUAAAUCCCACUACUAUCACAAUUACAAUGGUUUGUCGUCUUACCAUCUGAUACAAAAUGAUGUUCCUUUACUUACUACACCUAAGCUCCACUCUGAUAAUUAUUAAUGGAAACCCUAAAUUGGCUUUGUACAAUAUUAUAAUUUACGUCUUUAACCACAUCACUUAUGGUCAGUUUAUUCCUUAAUCCUUAUCUCUAUUACAUUAUCCAAAUAUGGUACAAACUUAGAAAACCCAUAUUAAUGAUGUCCCACCCAUGACAUUAUGUCAACGUUUGGGUGAGCAAGUUAAUAUAUAAUUAUUAUUCCAAUUAUUAUUUUAUGAAAUCUCUAGUCUCUCAUUCAACACAUCCCCUUCAUCAACAAUACUCCCAGUAGAACCAACAAAGAACAGACUGUGAUUUCCAGGACACUGCCCCUUUGUUCUGGCCUCCUAUCUCCCCGAGAGUUGCCAUGAGAUACUCAACUCCCUUCAGGUCUUUCUUACUCCUCUUUUCUCUCCCGUUCUGCUCGUGGUGAACAGCAUACCUUUUAACCUCAAUCAAUGUUGCUGUGCCCCAGCCAAUCAGGGUCUCUUUUAUUUUUUGGGAGAAAUGUCAGGCCUCAUUGUUGAUGAUACGGCUUUUUGCACUCAUGGAUUUUAGAAAAAUCAGCAUGUAGUAAUAGGUAGUAAUAGGUAGUAAUCUCUAAGAUUGUUACAUAGUUGAUUAAGUUUAUCUCGAUACUCUCCGUCUACGGCCCACUGUAAAAUAACUCUGUCCCCCCUUCCUGGGGUCCAGUCUCCCUUCACAGCUGCCCAAUCCUUUUCUACCAUUAUCUGUCUCACUGCCCUUUCCAAUUCCCCCGUGUUUAACUUAAAACUUGCAGUGAGCCCUUCCAUAUCUCUCCUGAAUCCCUCUAUUCCUGUUUUUGGGUCCUGUUCUCGGACCACAUCUCUCUGGGUCCAUGCCCUGUAUACAUCUAAGGUUGCCGGGGCUCCCUCAGCCCCUGCCAAUGGAUUGGGUAAGGCAAUCAUUGGGUACUGGCCCCCUCCUACUCCCUCAUCUCUCUUUCGAGCCUCAGAGAGCCACACCCUAGCAGUAUCUAGUCCUUCCACUCACUCUCUUUCUGCUCUCCCCUUAUUUACUUUGUGCAUCUGUUUUACCAUGGAUUCGAGUUUGUCUGCGUCCAGACGCCCCUCGAACCCAUACCUCUCCCUCCAUCUAUUUCCAUAGUGGAGAUUCCUCUUGUCCUUAGACUCCAUAUAUCUCUCAUCACCGGUUAACUCCGGUACCUCCUUUGAGGAUUUACUUCCCAUGGUAACUAAACUCCUCUGCUAUUCUCUACUGAGUAUUUUGUACAAUUAUUUUAUGCCUAUUAACAAAUUACUAGGUCUCACUAAUUGGGUAUGUUUUAAUAGUCUCCUUACAAACACCUAAGUAUGUUUUAUACACUCCUCUCCUUCCCUUGGAAUGUUAUUCUUAGAUGUGACUUUUGAGCAAAUAUUAGGUCUCACACGUAUACAACCUUACAUGAUUAUUGGUUAACACUAUUGGUAACCCGGAGUUUGUAAGGCUCCAGUUUCAUGAAACGGAUAGAGUUACGGCAAAUCUACAGUUGUUUAUGACUUUUGACUUUAUUAAUAUUCAAUUUCUCACACAUGCUAUUUUAAUUCCUGUGUUGAUAUUUAUUGACAGUCCCGGACCGUCUCACAUAUUCGAAUUAGAUAACUUAUACUUAGAAUCUCUAAUAAUUAUUUUAUCACUUUUAAUUAAUUAUUAGGUGUCAAAUGAUUUUAUGACUUUUAAUGAAUUAUUAGGUGUCAAAUUAUUUUACGACUUUUAAUGAAUUAUACGUUUUAUUGUAUAUUCCUUCCUUGAAACAAUUAAUUAUCGCGACUUUCGAUGGAUCAUUAGGUCUCACACGUAUACGGACUUAAGUAAUCUUCUUGAUCACUUUUGCUGUUCCUUAUGACUUUUGACUUGUUUAAUGUAUCUAUCUCACACUGUAAUAAUUAUUUCCCUUCCUGUUAAUAUUUUAAAGACUGUAUCCAUGGACAGUCUAAAUAUCAACUAGUUUAUAUUGGGAUUGGCCUGUACCUUGAGUCAAUUGCGGACCCACUUCCUUCCUUCCUAUGCUUACCACUCCGGCAAGUCUUGCUGGAUUUCGGUAAUAACUCUCUGCCUUAUACAAGAAUUACAGCAAAAUUUCUAUGUUCUUGCAAGUUCAGAUCAUUCUCCCCCAAAAUCCAUGAAUAAAGACUACUGACCUUAUCCUUGCAGCUGGGAUUUAAAUUUUGGUUGGAUCUCGUCACCGUUUCUGUCAUGUACCAGUUUGCCACCGGCCUGAAAUAGACCCUCAAUUUCAGAGGUCAGGUCUUUGUCUUACGGAUCCUGGACCCACCCGUGCACGGUUUCGGGGUUCCCUGAAACGACAGAAAACGGGUGUUGAGAUCCGGCUCGAGGACCAAGUUGUCACGAGAAUUUUACUAUCUCAAUUGUUGAACUCAGCUAUCACUCAAGCUUUGAACAAUUCCCAGAGGUUGUAAGGCUCUGGUUAAUUAAUGAAUUAAACAAAGUCCCAUUUCUGCAAUGAAUCAGUAUUUUAUUAAUGAGAGCUCUGGCCUUUAUACACAUACGUCAGACGAAAAUCCCACCCCGCUUUAGGCGGGCUGUAUUUUUCCACUGUACACAUAUUUGUUAUCUCAAUUCUGCAACAUGUUUCAUAGUCUUCUCCGAGCCUAACAGUUUCUCCCCUCCCUGAGUUGGGAGGCCUAUUUCCUAUUAUUGGUUUCACAGUUGUCACAAGUUGUCUGUCGACAGUUCUCCUUCUCCUCUCCUUUGUUGACUGACCUAACUCCUACUUAAAUUGCUAAAUAGUAACACAAUGUCAUAAUCUUAACUUGUCCUACGCACACACAUUACUAGAUUAUAGUCUUAUUAUUCUAAUACAUUUCACACCGUUAUAUAGUUCCAGGGUGGAAUAUUUUAGUCAUUACAAAUUCUUCUAUCAUCAUGACAAAAGACAAAAUGACAUCAGACUGCUUUUAAUAACAUUUACGUCUCCUAAAAACUCCUCUUACCACACUGUCGUGAGUGUUGCUAAGCCAAGUGUUACCAUAACCAAAACCAUCAUUAUUUAAGCCUAGUCAAGGAAAUCACACACCACUGGAAGCAACACUGCUUACUUCAGAGCAAGAUCUGUGCAUCCGGCUUAAGUCAACGCUGUAGAUGUCAAAAAAUAAUUCAUUGUUCUGUACAGUGUUUUUACACAUUUGGAGAAGGACAAAGUUGAUCCUGUAAUCUGCUCACAGCUGGGAUGGAUUGCCUGUCACGGCAGAGAAGAGCCCAUUAAAAGAACAGAUAGAAGGGUUGGAUUUAUCAGACCGGGGUAACUUGGAGCACUGCUAAAUGUUUUGGCAUAUAUCACAAGGUAAGAAAGAUCCUUGAAUUGAGAGGCAUCACAGACUGAGAGACUUUGCUGAGCUGUCUGAUCUACAGGGUCCAUACUGUAUGACAUUAACAGGACUCAAUCUGUCUUUGCUGUUGGAGAACUGUAGAGAAUGCUUGAAUAACUGUAGGAAGGUUAUUGAAUACAUUACCUUUAAUGAAAAUGACAGACAAUGAGUUCCCUGGAGAGAAAUGAGUCCAUGGAAAGGUUGUUCAUUUCAGACUGUUAUGGAUUGUGUUACAAUAAUAAUAUAAACUCAUGGAAAGGCAGACUUGUCAAUGUUAAGACAUUCAGUAGCUUUUUGUCUGUUGGAACCUGCCCCUCAUUCUUUUACUUCAAUGAUCCAGGUGCUAUCUAGAACCAAAAAGGGUUAUUUGGCUGUCCCCAUAGGAGAACCCUUUGAAGAACCCCUAUUGGUUCCAGGUAGAACCCUUUUGGGUUCCAUGUACAUGGAACCCAAAAGGGUUCUACCUGGAACCAAAAAGGGUUCUCCUAUGGUGACAACUGCAGAACCCUUUUGGAACCCUUUUUUCUAAGAGUGCAGAGUAAAGAUUUUUCCAGAGGCGCAUCAUUACCUUGUGAGAAAAGGUAUUUUGACUCCUGAAUCUUUAUUGCAUCACAAUUAGUGGACAGGAAACAGGCCUAACAACAGGGUGCUACAAUGAGAUGUCUGCAGCAGUCAGCGUCAGCUGGUAAUUAUAUCUGAUUACACUGUACAAAGCACUGCCAGUGGAGGCUCACACAGCUCUGUGGAAUCACUCAGCCAUUGUGUUUUGUAACUACAGCGUUUGCAGAGUCUGGAAGCCGACCAAGGCCACAAGCUGACUAUUAUUUCUCAACAACGUCACAAAAGAGGUUGAGUGAGGCUGAGAAAAACUACUGAUUGAAUGUCUGCAUUUAUAAUGACUUUGUAGGAACUCUUUUAUGGAGAUUCUCCAUUGUUUUAGUAUUGUUAGUGCUGCAAGGGAGGUGUUGCUAUUUCUGUGAGAGAGCUACAGUGGACUGAUUAGAUGACUUGAGGAGGGGGUUUAGUACUGCAGGCCAGGACCCCUAUUCUGUGUGUGGACUAAAAUACCAGAGCCAUCUGAUUCAGAGGGGUUGGGUUAAAUGCAGAAGACACAUUUCAGUUGUAUGCAUUCAGUUGUGCAACUGACUAGGUAUCCCCCUUUCCCUAUUUUCAGCCCAAAACCCAGUGAUCUUCCCCACUUUCUGGCCCCUCAGAGGGCCCCGUGAAGGAGGAAUGCUGACGGUCUCUCUCUCUAUGUUUCUCUUCUCUGGACCCAGAUUCACUGAGGAGGGCUUCUGUUUGUUUUGGGGUCAUUCCUUUUUUCCCCUUGCUCUUUUUUAAACUUAACAUCACAGCUGCACUCCUCCUCCUCUCUUUCUUCCUCUCUUUCUCUCCCUUUCCAUCUCUCGCUCUCUCUUCCACCAGUGCACACACUUUUGAGUCGCCUGGCUUUAACCUCCCAAUCCCCGUAACCCCCGUUGCAGGAGAAGAAAAUAAAAGCUUAGAGAAGAAGUGGGGAUGAGAGAGAACCCCACUGGGUUUUUGGGAAGGCUGUUGGGUUUUCUUCCCAACAUUCCAGUCAUAGUGGCUGGAGUCCAGCCAGUCUCUAGCUAGCUUAGAGUUAAAUGUCUGACUCUCUCGCUACCUCCUCCUCUUAUCAGUUCAUACAGGGUCAGAGUGUAUACAGUAAACUUACUCAUGUAUUACACAGAGCCUACAUUAGAGACCCAAUACGCAUAGCAAAGUUGCACAGAUUCACACUGACAUAUACAUUACUGCAUAUGGAUGAAAUAAGACACAGUUCAUGACAUUUCAUAGUACCUUUUUCGAGGAUUAACUGUUGGGUCACUCGGUCUGGGUAAAUUACUGACAUAAUUAAGUAAAGUAAUGACAUGUAUAUUAUCUGAUAUCUGAACAGAAACAUCUUCAAAUAUGAAACUUUAUUAUUAUGCCAAGUGUUUCCUCAACCAGACAUUUUCUCAUGAUAAAAUUCCAAACCAGUCCCCCAAAACCCCAGACCGCUCAGUCCUCAUUUAGUUCUUCAGCCAACCUUCCCUCACAUCACAUUCAGACCACAGACUCCCCGCGAGGAGAAAGGCCAUUCCAGGUCUCACGUCUAAAAUGGGGCAAAUAUCCCAGAAUCUGACAGAGAAAUAACAAAUAAAUAGACAUUACCAACCUUGCAUUAAUAAACGUGUGAAAAAACAUGUGCAACCACAUUUCAAUUUUCAAAGCAGCAGCCCCCUCCAAUUAACACUUAUCUAGACACAUAACCUUGGUCAAUGUCUGCUUAAGUUGAGGAGAUAUAACAGUGGGCUAGGUAUCAUUGUGAGAAAGCUAGCCUUUCAACAGCACCACAACCAGCUGAAAGAUGCUUGCUCUAACAAAGCAGGACAUCCAUUAACAGUGAUAUUGAUCAUGUUCCUGCUCUCUCCACAUUAGCAGCUAAAGAUGGAAUAAUUUCUGAACAGUGUUAUUGACUCCCCCCCCCUCUCUCUCGCUUGCCCCUCUCUCUCUCUCUCUCUCUCUCUCUCUCUCUCUCUCUCUCUCUCUCUCUCUCUCUCUCUCUCUCUCUCUCUCUCUCUCUCUCUCUCUCUCUCUCUCUCUCUCUAUCUCUAUCUCUAUCUCUAUCUCUCUCUCUAUCUAUGUGUCUCUCUUUCUCUCUCUCCACAGAGCCAGUGAAUGGUGAUGUGUUUGUAUUCUUCCACGAGGGGGCUCAGGGCUGUCUAGGGGUGCAGGGUCACUCCCUGUCCCUGUCCGAGUCCUGCGAGGAUGACGCCCAGAAGUGGAAGUGGGUGACCCGGGGCCGGCUCUUCAACCUAGGCUCCUCUCUGUGCCUGGGCCUGACCACGGGCAACUACAGCUCCAGGGAGGAUGCCUCACCGCUGGGCGUCUACCCCUGUGACAGAGAGCCUCCCCUGGUCCGCUGGACCUGGUACUGUGCCCAGGUGUUGGAGAACCUCAACCUGUACCUGCCGUCCCCCUCGCACCCUGUUAACCCCUCCGCUAACUCCUCAGUGAAGGCCUCGGAUGUAAAGCCCCCACAUGAGGGGCUCAAAUGGAGGCUCUUUGGGGACGAUCAGGACCUUUGUUCUAGGACCUAUCGUGGUAAGUAGAAGAGGUUCUGCUGCUGGUUGACAAAGUCAUUCUAGUGCAUUACAAAGGGCUGAUGACGCUAUUUUGUACUCUUGAUUUUGUUUUGGUAUCGAGCAACAAGACCUCAGUUCGACUCUGGUAGGCCAGGGGAGUCAGCCAUUUUGAAAUAGAAAAUUCAAACCAGAAUAUGGUUUGUCUCUAUUUCUCCCACCAGUGCUUGUGAAUGAAAAGCUGAGGCAGGGUUAGUCAGCUGUGUUGAACUGUUGAGGAGGGUACAGCUGUAUCUGUUCAGAUGCAUGCUGCAAUUUAUUGCCCUGGGCCUCUCUGUAUGACUGACUGGCAGCCCGCCAGCUAGAUAGCUAAGGAAAGCCCUCUCUCUCUGUGUUUGUAAACUCAAGACGUGAACAGUGGAAUGCCCUUGCCCUCACAUAGCCUACGGUAGAGCUGGGAUGAUCAACCGGAAAUUAUUGACACCGACCAUACCUAUCACUUAUCGCAGGCAUUUUGCUGAUAUCGUUCAUUACGAUAAGUAGCCUAUACUAGAGAAAUGUGAAGUUUGAAAUUAAAUAAGUAUGUAAAUAUCGGUCAUUGUUGAUGGGACAAUUGAUGGCUAUAACCAUCAAACUAGUAGUAGAAGUUUAAAGGAAACGUUUAAAAAACUUGUUGCACAUGAAUGUUAUAAACUAUCGUUCUAUUUAUCGUUAUCACAUCAAUUCAGGCAAUUUAUCACAAUAUGGAUUUGUCCAUAUCACCCAGCUCUAGCCUACGGUAUAUUAGUGUUUAUGUAGGACCUAGGAGUUGAAGCCCCUGGUUAGGGGUUAUCAGUGUGGUUUUGAAGCAAAGCCUUGUUUCCACUGUUAUUAUUAUUCAUACAGAUAUCAAAUGUCAUAAUUUAAGUGGCAUUGACAGCCUUUCUGCUGGGCUUAGUCUGUGAAAUAGUGUCUCUAGCCUGUCUGACUGCAAUUAAAACCAGAUCUCCUACAACUUAAGUCCAGAAAACGACUUCUUAACUUUCCUCCUCUAUCUUUCCUCUCCUUCUUUUCCUUUCCUUUUUUUGUGGCACAGCAAAAGGCAUUUGUAACUUUUAACUGCCAUUCCUCACAACUUGCUUUUGUGAAGUCAACACGCUGCUGGAUAAAGAUAGCCACGGACAUUAGUCACCCCGCCGUGUAGCUAGCAGGCUAUCAGCUUGACACAAACCAGCCAGUGGUGGAGGAGAGAGGGAAAUUAAGGAGGGAGGGAACUUUCUAGGCCUUUCCCCCCCUUUUAACACAUAUGCCCUACUUUCCAUGGGCCUGGCUGGUUCUCUGUGUGUUUUGGUAACAUUGCAGACACCCUUCCAGUUUCUCUCUUUACAGCUCUCUCUCUCUCUCUCUCUCUCUCUCUCUCGCUCCUCUCUCUCUCUCUCUCUCUCUCUCUCUCUCUCUCUCUCUCUCUCUCUCUCUAUCUCUCUCUCUCUCUCUCUCUCUCUCUCUCUCUCUCUCUCUCUCUUUCCUUGCUCUAUCUCUCUUUCCUCGCUCGCUCGCUCGCUCGCUCUCUUCCCUCUUCCCUCUUUCUCCCUUUCCCCCUUUAACCCACCCCCCUCUCUCUUUCUCCAUCGUGAAUUGGAGAGUUGAUUUGAGUUUUUCCCCUGCUGCCCUUUCCUUCAUACCCCGCUGUCCAGUGGAAUGCAGAGGCUACCGUGGCAACCCCUGGGCAUUUUGUCAAACUGUGAAGCUCAGGUUUCAUUCAAAAUAAUGUUCAUUCACCUCUCCAAGAAUAAUGGAGUUUAGUUUCUACAUGGCAGUCUCAUAAUAGACUGCAAAAAGAACUAAAACAGCUGCUUAUAAACUAAACUCAUUAUUAUUUUAUUAUUUUAGAGAAAGUUUUUUGGAAAGAGUAUCCUUUUUACCCCUGUCAAUUGCUAGUGAAAAUGAAAAUGACCUUUUCUGGCAUACUUUUUAGUUUGAGGCAGUAAUUGAGUUUUUAUAAAGCUUUGUCCUGAUGUAUUUAUUUUUCUGUUGUAAAUUGUUUGAUUGUUUUUCCAUUAUCUGGUCUAUUUUGGUUUAUUGUUGACCUGAUGGUCUUUCCCAUACCUUUCCCUGGUCCAAAAUAACACUUUGGCGUGUGUCAUCAUUUCCUGUAAUAUAUCUUCUAUUUAUUUAUCACGUUUAAUUGCACAUGUCUUUGAGUACACAGAUUUGUUUGCUCAGUAAAAACUAUCCACACAAAUCAAUUUGGGACAGAAAGUGACGCUUGUGAGUGCAUACUGGGAUUUGAAGUCUUUCCAUCGUGUGCCUUGCAGAGAUCUAUACUAUCCAGGGGAACUCUCGCGGUCUGCCCUGCUACCUGCCCUUCCUGUACGAUGGCCAGUGGUUCCACAGCUGCACCAGUAUUGGCAGAGAGGACGGUCACCUGUGGUGUGCCACCACCUACAACUACAGCAAGGACGAACGCUGGGGCUUCUGUCCUGUUAAGAGUGAGUCACUGUCUCACACAGCUAUGUUCCUCUUCCUCUUCCACCCCCCCCCCCCCCCCCCCCCCCCCCCCAAACGCACCACAGACUCUUUCUAUGUCUCCCUAUGACUAUUUCCCCUUGCAAUUAUAUCUGUUUCUCCCUCCCUCCCCUCUCUCUCUCUCCCUCCCCUCUCUCUCCCUCCCUCUCUCCCUCUCACAGGCAAUGACUGUGAGACGUUCUGGGACACAGACCCCCUGACAGACAGCUGCUACCAGUUCAACUUCCAGGCCACCCUGUCAUGGAGCGAGGCUCGCAUCAGCUGCCAACAACAGGGGGCAGACCUGCUCAGUAUCACCAAGCUGCAUGAACAGACCUACAUCAAUGGUAAGAGAUCAGAGGAGAUUCUGAAAUCUAGUACUCCAUGGUAGUACAUGGGAAAGGUUUUCUUCCUUAAUCUCAGUUUGAUAGAAAUGUAUUUAUAGGUCUGUUAUGAACUGAUGUUAAACAUUAUUGAUAAACAACUAUGUAGUAAGCGUUUAUAAGCCAUUUAAAAGCAUACCUUAAAAUCAAGUGUUACCCUCUCUUCCCGACUUACCUCUUCUCUAAUAGUUUUAAAGUGGUAGAGUGUGAUCUUGUCUUUGUUUAUAUGAGGACAUCUUACGUUUUUAAGAGAAGUCUCUCCCUGAUGCUGUAGGUUUGCUGACUGGUUACAGUGCUGCUCUGUGGAUCGGACUGAAUGACCUGGACAUCAGCGGAGGCUGGCAGUGGGCUGACUCCUCCCCUCUCAAAUACCUCAACUGGGAGAACGGUGAGAGAACACUGCCUUUAACCCAACCCAACCUCAACCAUCCUCAACCAUCUUUUUAACCCAACCCAACCUCAUCCAUCCUCAACCAUCUUUCUAACCCAACCCAACUUCAACCAUCCUUUUAAAAGCAGAUUGACAUUUAUUGUCAUGAAUCUUGCCCUGGAGGCAGAACUGAGCGAUCUCCGCUAGAUGGGCCAGCUGAAAAGUCAAAAUUGGCUAUAUCGUAAAAAUGCAUGAAAACAAAAAUGAGCUUUUUGGUCUUAAGGUUAGGGUUAGGCAUUAGGGUUAGCAGUGUGGUUAAUGUUAGGGUCAGUGGCGGCUCCUGAAAAAAUUCUCAGGGGGGGCAAUUUUUCUGAUGAUUUAGGUGACCUACACACAUUUUUAAAAAGAUAUGUCCAGCAACAACAUGAAGACAGGGGCAGCAUAUAAGUCAAUACCAGAAGCAUUUAUUGACUGAUCUCAAAAGUGUUGGCUUACCAGGGUUGGUGGAGCCCUCAGUUUCAUCUUUGCCUCGCAAAGCUAACUCAAACACUCCGCAAAACUUCACACACUGGAUUAGCCGGCUGAGGAUGUGGCGGUUCUUGCUAAUGUCGUAGUAAAUAUAUUUGUUAUAGUGAAUAUGGAAUAUGAUAUGUUGAGUAAAAUGUUGUGCUAAGAUCUAUUUAGGUCAGGAGCUGGUUAUAAGUUCUGUUCCUAUCCAAUAACAAUGGACAAAAGGGUCCUAUCUUGUCAGCCUUGUCAGUUUCAGUUCUCCAGUAAACUUGUGAUUAUCAACACUAACCUCAUCGUUGUGGCGGCGGACAGCUAGCCUGUAUCCCUCAUCCAGUUGAGUGGGAAUGUUCACUCUCCCCAAAGCAGACAAUCUCAAACAGCUAUCCAUGUGGGUCUUUGACAGCUCAUGUUUCUUAAUCUUUCCUGAAAGAUGGUGCAUGUCCGUUACACACCAGUCGCUGUCCAAGCGGUGCUGUCUGCCGUGCCGCCUUCAGGGUGAAAGAGUAAGCAGGGGGUAGCAGAAGACUGCAUUAGCUACAUCGCAGCCUGCUAGCCAGGUUUUUCGUUCGUACCAAUUUUUGGAAAAUCCUCGGGUGUAGGACUUCCCCCCUUUAGUAGAAACCUGUUGAAUUAUUAAAUUUGGUCUGGGAGGUCCUAAUUGUUUCGUUGCCAAUUUAUCUUCAUUUGUUCGCCGACAAAAAGGAACUUCUUUCAAAGACACAAUCGAGUUGCACUGAAGCCUAGCCAUUUUGACAGUAAUAGUGAAUUGAUUGACGCUGCUACCCGCUCUUUUCUUAGUUACGUUCAUGGUUAUGUUACGUAUGACGAAAGCGCGUAAGUGCAAGCCCUCAGAAACCCAUAGAGAUUGUAUUGAAAGCUCUGAUAUUUGAAAAAAAUAGAUUUUACAUGGGAGUCUAUGACAGACUUCUGGGCGAUUUUCAACCUGACUGAAAUCGCCCCAAAAGGGGGGGGGGGGCAUUUGAAGCACGACUUUAGCCUGAUUGGACAUUUAGUGGCACUGUGGCAGAUCAGACGUCUAGAUUACAACACUGAUAACUACUGUUGCCGUGAUAUAAUUGAUUAGAAAAAAAAUCCCUUCCUUUUCCCGUUUGGCAGUGCGUCGCCCAUAUCGCCCUAUUGAACACACCGCCCCUGGUUAGGGUUAAUGUUAUGGUUAGGUUUAAAAUCAGAUUGCAUUACUUUGUGGCUAUGCCAGCAAGUGACCACUCUGUAGAGCUGCCUCCAGGGCAAGAUUCAUGACAAUAAAUGCCGACCUGCUCCUUUUAACCCAACCCAACCACGUACAUCCUCAACCAACCUUUUAACCUUAUCCAUCCUCAACCAUCCUUUUAACCCAACCUCAUCCAUCCUCAACCAUCCUUUUAACCCAACCCAACCUCUACCAUCUGUUUACAACACUAAUACCACAGACUACACAGAGAACUUCUAAGCUUUCUCUUCUUUCUAUCUCACAAUAUUUAUUCUAUCUCCAUCCCAGACCAGCCGAGCCAUAUGGAGGAGGAGAACUGUGCGGUGAUCAGGACAGAGUCAUCUGGCCGCUGGCAGAACAGAGACUGCUCUGUAGCCCUUCCCUACGUCUGUAAGAAGAGGCCCAAUGCCACCCUGGACCCCUUCACCACCGGUAAGUCUGCCUAGUCACCGGUCGAGUCUCUAGACCUCCUUAUCAAAUCCUCCCUGCUAAAAUGUUUACAGAUGUAGGAUCUUAAUUUGAUCACUCUUUUGUUGCUGAGAAUCUUCCUGCAAAUCAGGAAAGGCAAACUUGUAGUGUAUUUGAGUUUUAAAAAGGCUUCUAAUGUUUGUAAUUUCCACUUUGAAAUUUCAGACUUGAUUUUCCCUUACGAAAAAUGUAUCAACCCCUACAAAAAUGUCAGUUUGUUAAAAUCCACAUAAUAAAUCACAUUUCCUGUUACCGCAGGAUUAUUUUCCUCCUGUACCAAACUGUCUCAAAUUAAGAUCCUACAUCUGUAGCUUGUUGUUUCAUGGAUAGUUACAUACACUGUAUGUGAGUAGUUAGAGUCAUAAAAAAAUUAUCACAUAUUUGUGUUACCAUCGGUUAUAUGCUCUCUACUGUAUUAACAAAGAGUUAACAAAGGGUAUAUUUCCCUUCUGUUUGAUCUCUGUCUCUGCUCUGUGGGCUGCAGACUCGUGGGCGGAUGAUGAGAAGUAUGAGUGUGAUGUGGGCUGGCAGGCGUUCCAGGCAGGCUGCUACAGACUGACGUCAGAGAAGGUGGACUGGGACGCAGCUCAGAAAACCUGUCAGAAAAUGGAGGCCAACCUGGUCAGCCUCCACACCCUGCCUGAACUAGAGUUCAUCAUCAACAACAUCAAGAGAGGUACACAGAUAAUACAGCAUUUCAUCGAAAGGCACCUCAACCUGAAGAGAGGUACACAGAUAAUACAAUACUGUACAUGCCACUAAAAGAAGCUUCAACCUCAGUGUCAACAGUUUCUCUCUUAGGAGACCGUUUACUUGUUUCUUGUUUGUUUUUAAAUAUAUGCACAUAUGUACAAUUUGAAAUAAUAAAUGAAAUAAUAAACUAUAUACAGUGCCUUCGGAAAGUAUUCAGACCCCUUGACUUUUUCCACAUUUUGAUAGGAUAAAGCCUUAUUCUAAAAUUUAUUAAAUCGUUUUUCUCCCCUCAUCAAUCUACACACAAUACCCCAUAAUGACAAAGCAAAAACAGGUUUUUUAGAAAUGUUUGCUAAUUUAUUACAAACACAUUUACAUAAGUAUUCAGACCCUUUACUCAGUACUUUGUUGAAGCACCUUUGGCAGCAAUUACAGCCUUGAGUCUUCUUCGGUAUGACACUAUAAGCUUGGCACACCUGUAUUUGGGGAGUUUCUCCCAUUCUUCUCUGCAGAUCCUCUCAAGCUCUGUCAGGUUGGAUGGGGAGCAUUGCUGCACAGCUAUUUUCAGGUCUCUCCAGAGAUGUUCGAUCGGGUUCAAAUCCGGUCUCUGGCUGGGCGCUUAGGGUCGUUGUCCUGAUGGAAGGUGAACUUUCCUCCCAGUCUGAGGUCCUGAGUUCUCUGGAGCAGGUUUUCAUCAAGGAUAUCUCUGUACUUUGCUCUGUUCAUCUUUGGCUCGAUCCUGACUAGUCUCCCAGUCCCUGCCGCUGAAAAACAUCCCCACAGCAUGAUGCUGCCACCACCAUGUUUCACCAUAGGGAUGGUGCCAGGUUUCCUCCAGACGUGACACUUGGCAUUCAGGCCAAAGAGUUCAAUCUUGGUUUCAUCAGACCAGAGAAUCUUGUUUCUCAAGGUCUGAGAGUCUUUAGGUGCCUUUUGACAAACUCCAAGCGGGCUGUCGUACUUUUUACUGAGGAGUGGCUUCCGUCUGGCCACUCUAUCAUAAAGGCCUGAUUGGUGGAGUGCUGCAGAGAUGGUUGUCCUUCUGGAAGGUUCUCCCAUCUCCACAGAGGAACUCUAGAGCUCUGUCAGUGACCAUCGGGUUCUUGGUCACCUCCCUGACUAAGGUCCUUCUCCCCUGAUUGCUCAGUUUGGCCAGGUGGCCAGAUCUAGGAAGAGUCUUGGUGGUUCCAAACUGCUUCCAUUUAAGAAUGAUGGAGGCCACUAUGUUCUUGAGGAUAUUCAAUGCUGCAGAUUUUUUGGUACCCUUCCCCAGAUCUGUGGCUCAACACAAUCCUGUCUCGGAGUUCUACGGACAAUUCCUUCGCCCUCAUGGCUUGGUUUUUGCUCUGACAUGCACUGUCAAAUGUGAGACCUUAUAUAGACAGGUGUGUACCUUUCCAAAUCAUGUCCAAUCAAUUGAAUUUAUAACAGGUGGACUCCAAUCAAGUUGUAAAAACAUCUCAAGGAUGAUCAAUGGAAACAGGAUGCACAUGAGCUCAAUUUUGAGUCUCAUAGCAAAGGGUCUGAAUACAUAUGUACAUAAGGUUUUUCCGUUUUUUAUUUGUACUAAAUUUUCAAGAAUAAGGCUGUAACGUAACAAAAUGUGGAAAAGGUCAAGGGGUCUGUAUACUUUCCGAAGGCACUGUAUGUAUAUACACUACCAGUCAAAAGUUUGGACACACCUACUCAUUCAAGGGUUUUUCUUUAUUUUUACCAUUUUUUACAUUGUAGAAUAAUAGUGAAGACAUCAAAACUGUGGAAUAACACAUAUGGAAUCAUGUAGUAACCAAAAAAGUGUUAAACAAAUCAAAAUACAUUUUAUAUUUGAGAUUCUUCAAAUAGCCACCAGUUGCCUUGAUGACAGCUUUGCACACACAUGGAAUUCUCUCAACCAGCUUCAUGAGGUAGUCACCUGGAAUGCAUUUUAAUUAACAGGUGUGCCUUCUUAAAAGUUAAUUUGUGGAAUUUCUUUCCUUCUUAAUGCGUUUGAGCCAAUCAGUUGUGUUGUGACAAGGUAGGGGGGUAUACAGAAGAUAGCCCUAUUUGGUAAAAGACCAAGUUCAUAUUAUGGCAAGAACAGCUCAAAUAAGCAAAGAGAAACGACAGUCCAUCAUUACUUUAAGACAUGAAGGUCAGUCAAUACGGAACAUUUCAAGAACUUUGAACAUUUCUUCAAGUGCAGUCACAAAAACCAUCAAGCAGUAUGAUGAAACUGGCUCUCAUGAGGACCGCCACAGGAAGACCCAGAGUUACCUCUGCUGCAGAGGAUAAGUUCAUUAGAGUUACCAGCCUCAGAAAUUGCAGCCCAAAUAAAUGCUUCACAGAGUUCAAGUAACAGACACAUCUCAACAUCAACUGUUCAGAGGGGACUGUGUGAAUUAGGCCUUCAUGGUAGAAUUGCUGCAAAGAAACCACAACUAAAGGACACCAAUAAGAAGAAGAGAUUUGCUUGGGCCAAGAAACACGAGCAAUGGACAUUAGACCGGUGGAAAUGUGUCCUUUGUCUGGAGUCCAAAUUGGAGAUUUUUGGUUCCAACCGCCGUGGCUUUGUGAGACACGGUGUGGGUGAACGGAUGAUCUCCGCAUGUGUAUUUCCCACCGUAAAGCAUGGAGAAGGAGGUGUUAUGGUGUGGGGGUGCUUUGCUGGUGAGACUGUCUGUGAUUUAUUUAGAAUUCAAGACACAGUUAACCAGCAUGGUUACCACAGCAUUCUGCAGUGAUAUGCCAUCCCAUCUGGUUUUUGCUUAGUGGGACUAUCAUUUGUUUUUCAACAGGACAAUGACCCAACACACCUCCAGGCUGUGUAAGGGCUAUUUUACCAAGAAGGAGAGUGAUGGAGUGCUGCAUCAGAUGACCUGGCUUCCACAAUCCCCCGACCUCAACCCAAUUGAGAUGGUUUGGGAUGAGUCGGACCGCAGAGUGAAGGAAAAGCAGCCAACAAGUGCUCAGCAUAUGUGGGAACUCUUCCAAGACUGUUGGAAAAGCAUUCCAGGUGAAGCUGAUUGAGAGAAUGCCAAGAGUGUGCAAAGCUGUCAUCAAGGCAAAGGGUGGCUAUUUGGUUACUACAUGAUUCCAUAUGUGUUAUUUCAUAGUUUUGAUGUCUUCACCAUUAUUCUACAAUGUAGAAAAUAAUAAAAAUAAAGAAAAACCCUGGAAUGAGUAGGUGUGUCCAAACUUUUGACUGGUACUGUAUAUAUAUCUAAUUGGAGACAGUUAUUUACAACGUUUUGCACCACCACACUGUAAAGAUAGGGUUUGGCAUACUGUAGUUACACCCUACCUACACGCUUAGAAAAAAAGGUGCUAUCUAGAACCUAAAAGGGUUCUUCAGCUGUCCUCAUAGGAAUAACCUUUGAAGAACCCUUUUUGGUUCCAGGUAGAAAGAACCCUUUUAGUUCCAAGUAAAUCCCUUUUGGGUUCAAAGUAGAACCCUUUCCAUGGAGGGCUCUACAUGGAACCCAAAACGGUUGUACCUAGAACCAAAACGGAUUCUCCUAUGGGGACAGCUAAAGAACCCUUUUGGAACCCUUUUUUCUAAGAGUGUAUAAUAUUCCAAUCCACUCACUGCUUCUCCCAUCUUGUUUCUGUCCUAAUGUGAUUGCUGUAGUGUCUCCUCCUCCCUGCUCUGUGAUAGUUAUCGUCAUAUCUCUGUGUGUCAGAUGUGGAGGAGCUGUGGAUUGGUCUCCAUGACACGGCUAUGCAGAUGGACUUCCAGUGGACAGACCACACGCCCGUCAUCUUCACUUACUGGCACCCCUUUGAGCCCAACAACUUCCAAAACACCCCAGAGGACUGUGUCACCAUCUGGGGACCCGUGAGUGACCCUUGACCUUUGACCCCUACAGUCUGGACCCUUCGUCAUCUCACAGCUGUCUGUUCUCACUGCCAGCAAGCCUCCCUCCAGAAAGCUGUUGUUUAUACUCAGCAGCUGUGUCCUCUCUCUUUCUUUGUGUGUGUGCGCGCGUGUGUGUGUGUGUACAGGAAGGCCGCUGGAAUGACAGUCCCUGUAACCAGACCCUGCCGUCCAUCUGUAAGAAAGCAGCACAGAAGACUGACGGACAGGCCACAGGACCACGGCUGCAAAACCGUAAGACGUUAUGUAGUCUCGUUCUCUCUUCUCUCUCUAUCGCGGCGCGCGCCGCUCUCUCUCUCUCUCUCUCUCUCUCUCUCUCUCUCCUCUUCUAUCUCCUCUCUCUCUUUAUCUCUUCCCAUUUUCCCCCUUUUUUCCUCCUUCUCUUUUCUUUAGUUCCCCCUUUCCGAAUCUUUUCCCUUCCCCCUUUUAUUGUUGGUUGC